AUGACAACAGAGAAGGGCUCGGCGGCGGACGCCGAGGAGCGGGAGCAGCAGCGAGCGCAGGAGGAGGAGGAGGCCGAGGCGCAGAGCCCGGCGGGGCGGAAGGCGGCGGACGAGGAGCCGGGCAGGAAGGAGCGUCGCGCGUCCGAGGGCCGCGGCCUCUCCCGCCUCUUCUCCUCCUUCCUCCGGAGACCCAAGUCGCAGGCGUCCGAAGAGGAGGCCGAUGGCCCGAAGGAGGGCGAAGGAGAGCGGAAGGAGCCGCCCGUAGCAGCCGGUCCCGACGAGGAGCUGCUGGUGAAGGCCCCCAUCGCGGCGCCCGAGCCCGAGCUCAAGACCGACCCCUCGCUGGAUCUGCACUCGCUGAGCAGCGCGGAAACACAGCCCGCGCAGGAGGACAGAAAGGACGAGCAGGACCCCGACGGCAAAGACCUCCAAGGCAAGGAAGAAGGGGAAGUGAAGGACGAGGGCGCGAAACCCGAGCCCAGAAAGGAGACUCCGGAGCCAAAAGCAGACAAGGGUUUGAAAGCUACCCAGAGAGCUGUGAAAAGACACAGAAACAUGUACUGCAAAGUUGUCCUGCUGGAUGACACCAUCUUUGAGUGUUCUGUGGAUAAACACGCCAAGGGGCAGGAUCUACUUAAGAAGGUCUGUGACCACCUCAACCUCCUGGAGGAAGACUACUUUGGCUUGGCCAUAUGGGACACGCCGACCAUCAGGACGUGGCUGGAUCCUGCCAAAGAAAUAAAAAAGCAGGUUCAUGGAGCCCCCUGGGAUUUCACCUUCAAUGUCAAGUUUUAUCCGCCGGAUCCUGCCCAGCUCACAGAGGACAUAACGAGAUAUUACUUGUGUCUGCAGCUCAGACAAGACAUCCUGACGGGGCGGCUGCCUUGUUCCUUUGCGACUUUGGCUCUGCUGGGAUCUUACACGGUCCAGUCCGAGCUGGGAGACUACGAUCCCGAUCUACACAGUGCAGAUUACAUCACAGAAUUUAAACUGGCCCCAAACCAGACUAAAGAGCUUGAAGAGAAGGUUGUGGAGCUUCAUAAAACAUACAGGUAAGGUGAA
Tinamus guttatus (white-throated tinamou) is the source of this 1062-nucleotide messenger RNA. The record is from RefSeq and is a predicted model, not a curated record. Lineage: Eukaryota; Metazoa; Chordata; Aves; Tinamiformes; Tinamidae.